UAAAGCUUAUCAAAACACAUUAUGAUGUUUCUUUUGGCAGAAAGACAUGCUGAAUCAUUGCUUGACAUUUGUCAUGAUACAAACUCUUCUCCAACUGAUACGAUAACAGUUACCAAAAAUCAAAACAUAACCUUGCAAAGCCUCAGCAGCAGUGAGGAGUUUGACCAAGAUGACGACUGUAGUCAUUCCAUAUUGGUUCGUGAAGGAGAUUCAAGUGGUGAUACACAAGGCUGGCCACCCAGGACAGAAGGUGUUGAGAUUAUUGUUACUUUUCCAAGAGAUGCCAUUCAUUCCCAAGAAAAGAGCCAAGAAGAGUCAAAAGAAAACAAUCAGAUAACCUCAGCACAUCAAAAAUGGACAAGAGCACAGUCUGCUUCUCUCCCAAAUGAAAUCGAGAUGGCGGACCUGAGGACACAGACGCUGGCCAUGCAGACUUUCCUCCGGGAAAAAGAGGAAAGUUCCAAGGAGGUCUGCGAUGUGAACUUGGACUUUUUGUUGCCAAGAGCUUGCUUAGAACCAAGCAGCUCCAAGUCUGUAACCAGAGAAGAUGUUCUUCACUUUCCAAAAGGGCAGCAAAGAAAAUCUGAAGAGAUUUCUACCUCUGUUAUGCAGCACAGUAGCAGAAGAAUAGAGUUCCCUCUGCCACCAUUGUCACUCUUGCCCAGGAGACCUGGUCUCCUUACUAUCCCACAAGAUCACAAGGCUCAUAAAGAGAGAAAAAAACACAUUCCAAGCCUCCUAUCCUUUGUACCUAAGAUCUUAGAGCCCACUAGUCAAUCUGAUGAGUUUAGACCAUCAAACAAGCAACAGGAAGCCCUGUGUAAGGUGUUUUCGGAUCAGACUCUCAGAUCGUCUGAUAGCUCCAUUUGGUCCAGAAACAUGUGCUCUUUUCAGAACGCUCACCUUCACAGAGAAAACCUAGAAGUGGAGAAGAAUUGGAAACUCAAGGAAACAGAAAGAUGUAACAAAGUUGAAAGCUCUCGCUUUGAAAAAGGGCAGUCUUUGGUGUGCUUUGAGAAUUAUGAGGAAGACAGUAUUCUCAUUGAUAUGAAAGGGGAUACUGGCUACCAUGGAAGUGAAGUGAGAAAAGUAGGAGAAGACUCUCAAUAUCUUUCAUCAAGAAAUAAAAAGUGUUUAAUACUCAGAAACUAUGAACAAGAACCAGAAAUUGCCUGUACCAUCCCAAGCAAGCUCCAAGAAACCCAGUAUUUAGAGGUAACUCAGGGCCAGGAUGAAGAGGCUAGAAAUGGUAAAAUCGACUCAAAACAUGCUUCAGUGCAUAAAAGUGAAGCAACUGAGCAAAAUCAUGAAGAAUUAGAUGAGUAUCCUGUGCUUAAAAGCUUUUCCAAUAUAGUCUCCGGUGACCCCACUGAAAAGCUCCCAGGAGGUCAUAGCGGCAUGGAGACAAACAUAAAAAUAUCAGUAGCAGAAGCAACCAAACCAGAAAUGAAUGAAAUGGUGCCUCUUAUCUGCAUUACUUUCCCUGGAGAUGGAGACCCCAAGGAACCAGCAAUAGCCAAACCAAGCCUCCAAAAAAGAAAGGGUACUCUUCAUACCAACAACAAUAGCUUCAAUAUACUUGCACACCAAGAAAAUGACAAACAUAAGAUGAAACCCUAUAGAAAUAAGUUGGAUUCAAAGACCAAGAUAAGUAACAGGAUACCUCAGAGUUUCAUGAGCUCCACUGAAGGGUCCGUUAAGCCUACCAUGCAUAAAACCAGCAUAAAAACCCAAGUUUUCCCUGCUUUAGGGCUUAUUGACCCCAGGCCUCAGCAAUCACCCAAGUUUCAAAGGAGAAUACCGCAGAUAGAAAAGAAGCAAUCAACUUACAGCGCUCUAAAGCCAAAACGGCCAUCGUUCCCUUGCAUCUGUAAAAAUCCGGUAAUAAAAAAAUCUUCGGUUCCUUUUUCUGUUCAGCCAACAGAACCGAACCUAAAUUACCUAGAUCUUAAGUAUAGUGACAUGUUCAAAGAAAUCAAUUCGACUGGCAAUGGACCUGGAAUCUAUGAAAUGUUUGGGACCCCUAUUUAUUGUCAUGUAAGAGAGGCUGGACGACAUGAAAACAAAUAUUACCAUGAGAUAUCCUCAGCUCCAUCUGGCAGAUGUAUCACCAACAAGUGUCGAUCCUCACACGGUGAGAGAAGCAGCAAUGGCAGAACCAGACAUUUUCAGAAAAGACCACAUAGUAAACCCCCAAAGACUUCUCUUGGCAUUAAACAAAAGCACAAAAGUUUACAUUCUAAAGAAAAGAGUUGCAAGCCUGUAGCUAGGAAUCUAGAAGGCAGUGAAAAUGAUGAUGGUAUUGCAGAACCAGACUGGCAGGGAAAGUCUUCCGGAAAUGACUUUCUAUCUUUCAAAAAUGACGUUUCGCCCAUGAAAUUGGCUCAGUAUCCUGAGCAGUUGAUUGAACAGAAGGAAUUCCUUCCUGUUUCAGAUUUGUCCAUUGUUGAAGAGGUCUCUCUGGAACAGUCUACCAAUGAAGGAGGUGAUUCUAACAAUCAACUGCUUGCCACCAGCCUCAGAGAUCUGCAUGAACUUGAAGAGCUACAUCACCAGAUUCCAUCAGAAAACAGCCGGGCAAUGCCCAGUGAGAAGAAUUCCAACAAACAUGUAUUGCAAGAAAAGCAGAAUGAAGCAUCUCUCAGCAAUUUAAAGGCCAACCAAAUUCUAACGGACGAUCUAGAAUUUGGUGGUGUUUCAGAUAAGCCUAAAACACUCACAAGCGUCUCUUUCCAUGAGAAACAAGAAAGUGCAACUUCCCAAAGGUAUAAAAAUUGGGCAUAUUCUUUGGAUGAUGAUAGUUUAUCAGAUACAUCAAUUACAUGUCAAAUGCUUGGGAAAGCUUUAAAUGAUGAAAAUUCAAUUUCCCAGGAAAUUCUGAACUCUGUAAAGAAUGAAGAAUUGACAGAUGAACUCUUAUGUUGUCUAGCUGCGGAACUAUUAGCUCUUGAUGAAAAAGACAACUCUUGCCAAAUAAUGGCAGACGAAACAGAUCCUGAAAGUCUAAAUCUUGACUUUAGUAGGAGAGUAAGUACGACACAAGAAUUGGGCAGAGAGGCAACGAAUGUCAAAACACAGAAGUACAGUAAUGGGUUCAGGAUUUAUGACAGGGAGGAGAAAUUUCUCAACUCAAAUGAAAAGAAGACAUUUUCUGAAAAUAGUUUAAAGUAUGGAGAGCCUAUCCUGUGGACCAAGGGUGAGAUCCUUGGGAAGGGAGCCUACGGCACAGUAUACUGCGGUCUUACUAGCCAGGGCCAGCUAAUAGCUGUAAAACAGGUGGCUUUGGAUACCUCUGAUAAAUUAUCUACUGAAAAAGAAUACCGAAAACUGCAGGAAGAAGUAGAUUUGCUCAAAGUACUGAAACAUGUCAACAUUGUGGCCUAUUUGGGGACAUGUUUAGAAGAGAACAUAGUAAGCAUUUUCAUGGAGUUUGUUCCCGGCGGUUCAAUCUCUAGUAUUAUAAAUCGUUUUGGGCCAUUGCCUGAGAUGGUGUUCUGUAAAUAUACAAAACAAAUCCUGCAGGGGGUUGCUUAUCUCCAUGAGAACUGUGUGGUGCAUCGAGAUAUCAAAGGAAAUAAUGUCAUGCUCAUGCCAACCGGAAUAAUAAAGCUGAUUGACUUUGGCUGUGCCAAGCGUUUGGCCUGGGCCGGCUUAAAUGGCACUCACAGUGACAUGCUCAAGUCCAUGCAUGGGACUCCAUAUUGGAUGGCCCCGGAAGUCAUCAACGAGUCUGGCUAUGGAAGGAAGUCAGACAUCUGGAGCAUUGGCUGCACCGUGUUUGAGAUGGCCACAGGGAAGCCUCCGCUGGCCUCCAUGGACAGGAUGGCGGCCAUGUUUUACAUCGGAGCGCACCGAGGGCUAAUGCCGCCUCUGCCAGACCACUUCUCAGAGCACGCUGCAGACUUCGUGCGUGUGUGCCUCACCAGGGACCAGCGUGAGCGGCCUUCUGCUCUCCAGCUCCUGAAGCACUCCUUCUUGAAGAGAAGUCACUGAACACGCAUCAAUACUUUCUUCCCUGUUCCACUAU
Loxodonta africana (African savanna elephant) is the source of this 4027-nucleotide messenger RNA. It is a transcript of the gene MAP3K19, whose product is annotated as mitogen-activated protein kinase kinase kinase 19. NCBI's taxonomy places the organism in Eukaryota, Metazoa, Chordata, Mammalia, Proboscidea, Elephantidae. The record is from RefSeq and is a predicted model, not a curated record. Gene Ontology annotation, molecular function: protein kinase activity; ATP binding. The coding region runs from base 22 to 3993 and encodes 1323 amino acids. The transcript has 9 exons. Gene Ontology annotation, biological process: protein phosphorylation.